CUCUCUUUUCCCCCUUGUUAACAGCAACUUUCAUUGUUGGAGAGAGAAGAGCCUUGUUGGUUGACGUCACUUUUGGUUCAUGAAGGCUUCGCCUGGAAGUGAAGCUGAAUAAACCUUGAGAAGAGAAUCUGCUUCAAUCUGCUGCUGCUGUAAGGAACUAACCAGGGAAAGACAGCGAGACACAGAGAAACAGAUACACGCAGAGAGGGUUACAUUCUCCCAAAUUUCCCCACCCCUCUUUAGUGUUUCUUUACACUCUUCUUGAGGGUGUUGGAUAGGGAAACGUUCCUGACACACACACACCCAUCCUAACCUCCAGCAACCCGAGAAAGAGGAGAUCUCGUCCAAACUAGAAAGCUUGUUAAUCAGUGAUGUCCCAGAACUGACCACAUUAUCACAAUAUGGAGUCAGGAGAGCGACUAACAUCAUCAUCAGCCUCCUCUACUACAGCUACUUCCUCUCCUGCAUCUUCUACACCUUCUGUAGCAUCAGCAGUUUCCAAAGGUGGCCUUUCCACUGGAGCUGCAUCACUUAGCUCCACAAUCAACACAUGCGGACAUUUAUUCAGAACAGCUGGGGAUCAACCGUGUAACCUGUCCACAGUGUCGAGUGCCUUCCCAAUGGUCAGCCACCCAGUCUUUGGUCUACAUACAGCCAGCUCAGGGCAUUCAGAGUUUGGUGGCUUGGGAACACUUGGUACUCCCACAGCCUUAGCAGCACAUCCCCAACUAGCACCUUUUCCAGGUACAGAAUGGUGGCGAACAGAUGUGCACACUCGUACAGGGGCUGCUUUUUUCCCACCUCUUCUGGGAAUUCCACCACUAUUUGCUCCUCCUGCCCAGAAUCAUGAUUCCAGUUCAUUCCAUUCAAGAACUACAGGAAAAAAUAGUCGAGGUGGUUUAGAAAAAGGUGUGAAUGGAUCAGUAAAUGGAAACAGUACAACAUCAGUAUCUGGGGUCAACACAUCGGUAUUGCUCACUACCAAUGCAAGCUCUGCAGGACAAGCAAAGGCUAUAACCUCAGGAGGGGGAGGUCGCAAAUGUAACCAGGAACAAAACAAAAGCCACCUUUUGGAUACCAGAGCUGACAAAAUCAAAGAUAAGAAACCAAGAAAGAAAGCAGUAGAAAGCUCCAGCAAUAGUGAUAGUGAUUCAGGCUCCUCUUCAGACACCUCAAGUGAGGGCAUUAGUAGUAGUGACUCAGAUGAUCUAGAGGAAGAUGAGGAGGAGGAGGAAGAUCAAAGCAUUGAAGAAAGUGAAGAUGAUGAUUCUGAUUCAGAGAAUGAAGCACAACAUAAAAACAAGAACAAGGUGCUAAUGCAUAGUAGUGUAACAGACAUGAAAGCAGAUGGACAAAAAACACAUGAAAAGUCCCAGGAAAAGAGAACACACCAGCAGAUACCUCUUGUGUCUGAUUCCCAGACUCCCUCGUCAUUCCAAUCCCAGCAGAAGCAGCCUCAGGUUUUGUCACAGCAGCUUCCCUUUAUUUUUCAAAGCUCUCAGGCAAAGGAGGAAUCUGUGAACAAACACACAAGUGUAAUACAGUCUACGGGAUUGGUGCCCAGUGUGAAACCUUUGUCUUUGGUAAAUCAAGCCAAAAAGGAAACUUAUUUAAAACUUAUAGUCCCUUCUCCUGAUCUACUGAAAGCAGGGAAUAAAAAUACCUCUGAAGAAUCUAGCCGUUUAAACAGUGAUGUAAGAUCAAAACGGGAACAAUAUAAACAGACAUUCCCAGCACAAUUAAAGAAACAAGAAUCAUCUAAGAACCUGAAGAAGAUUAUCACAGCUUUGUCAAGUCCAAAACCAACCUGUAGUUUACCAGCUCAUCAAAAACAUGCAUCUCAAGAAAACAACCAUUCUAAUCCAUUCUUGACAAAUGCACUCUUAAGUAAUCAUCAACCCAAUGGAGUUAUUCAGAGUGUCAUCCAGGAAGCACCUCUGGCACUUACAACCAAACCUAAAUCCCAGCCCAAGAUAAAUGAAAACAUAGCUACUUCUAGCAGUGCCCCCUUUUCUUCACUAGGAAAUGUAAGUACAUGUGGGAAAAAAACAUCUGCUAAUCGGACGCCUGUUAUGCCCUCUACCUCUCCUGUGUUACCUGGUCUGGGAAAGGAAAAAGCAGUCAGCAAUAAUGCAAUAACAGCAGUAAAACCACAACACCGCCUUCAUUCUUCAAAAUCUCUAGUGGAACAAUUCAGAGGAACAGAUUCAGACAUUCCUAGUAGUAAAGACUCUGAUGACUCAAAUGAAGAGGAUGAUGAUGACGAUGAUGAUGAUGAAGACGACGAUGAAGAUGAAGAUGAUGAGGAUUCUGAUGAUAGUCAAUCAGAGUCUGAUAGUAAUUCAGAGUCAGAUACAGAAGGGUCUGAAGAUGAUGAUGAGGAUGACAAAGAUCAAGAUGAAUCUGAUACUGAUACUGAGGGAGAGAAAACGCCACUGAAACUGAAUAAAACAACUUCCUCUGUGAAAAGCUCUUCCAUCAGUCUCACAGCUCACUCUACGCCACUUAAUCUCCAAGUAGUAAAGACUCCAAGCUCUGCUCCUGCUGCCUUAUGUCCUGAAUCCCAGUCACCAGUUUUUCUUGGGACGCCUUCUUCCACACUUACUCCAAGUACACAUCGUGGUACUUCAAAAAGGCGAAGAGUAACAGACGAGCGAGAGUUGCGUAUUCCUUUAGAGUAUGGCUGGCAAAGAGAAACACGAAUAAGGAAUUUUGGUGGUCGCCUUCAAGGAGAAGUAGCGUAUUAUGCACCAUGUGGAAAGAAACUGAGACAGUAUCCUGAAGUGGUAAAGUAUCUCAGCAGAAAUGGAAUAAUGGAUAUCUCAAGGGACAAUUUCAGCUUCAGUGCAAAAAUAGGAGUGGGUGACUUCUAUGAAGCCAGAGAUGGACUGCAGGGUAUGCAGUGGUGUCUCCUGAAAGAAGAGGAAGUCAUUCCUCGUAUCAGAGCUAUGGAAGGUCGUAGAGGACGACCACCAAAUCCAGAUAGACAGCGUGCUAGAGAAGAAUCAAGAAUGAGGCGUCGCAAGGGCCGACCUCCAAAUGUUGGUAGCACUGAAUUUUUAGACAACACUGAUGCAAAGCUCUUAAGGAAGUUGCAAGCUCAAGAAAUAGCUAGGCAAGCAGCACAAAUAAAGCUUUUAAGAAAACUUCAGAAGCAGGAACAGGCUCGAGUUGCCAAAGAAGCAAAAAAACAGCAAGCUAUUAUGGCUGCUGAAGAAAAGCGGAAGCAAAAAGAACAGAUAAAGAUAAUGAAACAGCAGGAAAAAAUUAAGAGAAUUCAACAAAUCAGAAUGGAAAAAGAACUUCGGGCUCAGCAAAUUUUAGAGGCUAAAAAGAAAAAGAAGGAAGAAGCAGCAAAUGCCAAAUUAUUGGAGGCUGAGAAACGAAUAAAGGAAAAAGAGAUGCGAAGGCAGCAGGCUGUUCUUCUGAAACAUCAGGAGUUGGAGAGGCAUAGACUAGAUAUGGUAUGGGAACGAGAGAGGAGAAGACAACAUAUGAUGCUUAUGAAAGCCAUUGAAGCACGUAAAAAAGCAGAAUAUAGAUGAAACUUAAAAGAUUGCUGAUUAUGCCAAAUUAUAUGGUGUUUUUGUGAGG
Messenger RNA from Chelonoidis abingdonii (Abingdon island giant tortoise), 3594 nucleotides. The record is from RefSeq and is a predicted model, not a curated record. Lineage: Eukaryota; Metazoa; Chordata; Testudines; Testudinidae.